Trachymyrmex septentrionalis is the source of this 629-nucleotide messenger RNA. It is a transcript of the gene Npc2c, whose product is annotated as epididymal secretory protein E1. Gene Ontology annotation, biological process: sterol transport. Lineage: Eukaryota; Metazoa; Arthropoda; Insecta; Hymenoptera; Formicidae. Gene Ontology annotation, molecular function: sterol binding. The transcript is spliced from 3 exons. The record is from RefSeq and is a predicted model, not a curated record. The coding region runs from base 70 to 525 and encodes 151 amino acids.
AAUAAAUAAGCGAUUAUUUCACCGAUUGGGAAUCACAUCGAUCGCCACUGCUCCAGUAAAGACGCCAACAUGAAAGCUUUCGCAUCCGCCUACAUCAUCCUUGCGAUCUGCGUCGCAGCGUCCCUGCAGAACACUCCGUACACUCGGUGUGACGAUGGACCUCCACCCCAAUCAUUGGUAGUAGAUGGAUGCAAUAGUUCUCCUUGCGGUUUAUACAGAGGAACUAAUUUGACUGCGCAUUGGGACUUUAGUCCCAACGCUGAUACACUGCGACUGACAGUCCGCGUGAGAGUCACAAUGAUGGGGAUCACGAUACCUUAUCCGUAUCCUUACUCGAAUGCAUGCGAGUCUCUGACGAAUGGCAAGUGCCCUUUGAGCAAAGGCGACAAUGUGACGUACAAUCUCUUCAUGCCGAUAUCUAAGGAAUAUCCGUCUGUUAGCAUGAUCAUCGAAUACUCCCUGGUUAACGAAAAUAACGACUCGCAAGUAUGCUUCAAGUUAGACUGCCACGUGACUGACCCAUAAAUAAAAUAAAAGACUUCCGUGUGUCACGACCUCAAUAGCUUUAAUCAAUUUAAUUCUUCUAUUAACGUUAAUUAAUUAUCCAAAUAUUCUUUAUUCUUUGAUAU